Molecule: messenger RNA, 1632 nt
Organism: Plasmodium relictum
Lineage: Eukaryota; Apicomplexa; Aconoidasida; Haemosporida; Plasmodiidae
Gene: PDI-14
Product: protein disulfide-isomerase, putative
Exons: 4
Coding region: 1-1632 (543 amino acids)
Biological process (GO): response to endoplasmic reticulum stress; protein folding
Cellular component (GO): endoplasmic reticulum
Molecular function (GO): protein disulfide isomerase activity
Source: RefSeq, a predicted model, not a curated record
AUGAGUUAUUGUAAUUUGUUGAUUCUUUUAUAUCUUUUUAUUCAAAUAUAUUCAACAGAAAAUGAUACUCAGAAGAAUAAUGAAAUUUACAACUUAGAUAUGAAUGAUUAUGAUAAAAUUAUAAAUGAUCAAGAAAAUUUCACAUUUUUGGUUGUAUAUACUCAUUGGUGCCAUUGGUCUAAUUUAUUAUUAGAAGAUUUAGAAAAAAUAUCUAAACUGUUAAAGUACAGUAAUAAUAUAAAAAUAGCUAAAAUUAAUGCUGCUGUAAACAGUUCAAUAAUAGAAAAAUUGAAUGUAUAUGGAUAUCCAUCUUUAUUUAUGAUAAAGGAAAAUAACAUAAAUAGAUAUAAUGGAAUAAGAAGUAUAAGAGGGAUAGUGCUAUGGGUAUAUGAGCAUUUAGAUGAAAGUGUAUUUGAAAUAGAUAAUAAAGAAAAAUUGAAUGCUUUCUUAGAACUUGAUGAAUAUAAUAAUUCUAUUUUGUUUUUUGUGAGCAGAAACAAAAAGGAAGACACAGUAAUGAUUGAAUUAGUUAAAUUAUGCGUACUAGCAGGUUAUACUUUUUGUUUUUAUAUGAAAGAUGAAAAUAUAAUUGAUUAUUUUGAAAAUACUAUAAUUUUGAAAAAAUAUAAUUUUGAUUAUAAACAACUACCAAAUAAAGAAAUUUAUACAGUUUUAUUUAAAAAUAAUGACUUUGAUGAAUAUUUUUAUUUUCUGGAUGAAGAAUUAAAUAUAAUAUACGAGACUGAUUAUUCAAAAGAAGAAAAAAUAGAAGCACUAAUAAAAUGCCUUUCAGAAAAAGUUGAACCUUUAGUUAUAAAAUUUUCUGAAUAUUAUUAUUCUUUAUUAUUUUCUGAAAAUAAAGUUACUUUAUUUAUAUUAUAUAAUGAUAUAAAUCAGUUAAAUAAAUCAGAUAUAAUUAAAAGCGCAAAAAAAUAUAAGAACAUUACGUUUUCAAUAUCAGGAAAUCAAGAAGUUUUCGAAAAAAGAUUAUUAGGUGAAUUACUAAUAGAUGAUUUAAAAAAAACAGUAAUGAGAAUUAUAGAAUUCAAGGGGCCCAUAUUAAUCCCAUAUAAAUAUAAACCAAUAAAUGAUGAUAUAGAAAUAAAUAAAAAGAGUAUAGAAGAGUUCAUUGAAGGGUUCAUGGAAGAUAAGAAAUAUUUUUACAGAAAAAGUGAACGACCAUUACCUGAUGAAUAUAAUAAUGGAUAUGUAAAAAUCAUUGUUGCUGAUACAUACGAUGAAUAUAUAUUUAAAAAAGAUAAAAAUGUUUUAGUAUUAUACUAUGCUCCAUGGUGUGGUCAUUGUCAUAAAUUAGAACCUAUAUAUAGAGAAAUUGGGAAAAGAUUAAAAUUAUAUAGUUCUAAAUAUAAAGAGUAUAAUGAUGAUAUAAUUAUAAGUAAAAUAGAUGCAGUAAACAAUGAAGUAUACAAUAUAUCUAUAGAAGCAUAUCCUACUAUUUAUUUAUAUACAAAAUCAAAUAAAAAAGAACCCAUUAAAUAUCUUGGAGUAAGGACUGUUCAAAGUAUUGUUACAUGGAUAUAUGAAAAUACAAAUACAAAUUUGGAUAUAUCAAAAUUACUUAGCCUAAAUUUGGAUGAAGAACAACUUUUUGAAAAUUAUGAAGAAUUAUGA